Molecule: messenger RNA, 877 nt
Organism: Notothenia coriiceps (black rockcod)
Lineage: Eukaryota; Metazoa; Chordata; Actinopteri; Perciformes; Nototheniidae
Product: protein disulfide-isomerase A4-like
Exons: 4
Coding region: 197-877 (226 amino acids)
Biological process (GO): response to endoplasmic reticulum stress; protein folding
Cellular component (GO): endoplasmic reticulum; cell surface
Molecular function (GO): protein disulfide isomerase activity
Source: RefSeq, a predicted model, not a curated record
ACAAGUUGCAGACGGAGAAGGCGUUGUUCGUGUUAUCAGAAGUAGUUUGCAUGAAAACACACACACACAUUAUCGUCAGUAUUGAUCAGGACAGAGUGUGUGUGCAGCAGUGUGUGUGUUGAUGACACGUAUUAGCCCUUUUAUUAGCUGAGUUAAUUAGCCUGAGACGAAGAGUUAAAACCCGUUGCCCGUGGACAUGAAGAAGCUCGUGCUGCUGCUGCUCGUGCUGCUCGGCGUUGCACAUUUUGCGACCCUCAGCCGAUGUGAAGAUGAUGUUACAGAGGAGAAGCAGGAAGCUGACGAAGAGGACAGUGAUGAUGACGAGGAGGAGGAGGAGGAUGAUGAAGAUGACACGGAGGUGAAGGAAGAGAAUGGCGUGACGGUUCUCAACAACAAAAACUUUGACACUUUCAUGGAGGGCAAAGACACAGUGCUGGUGGAGUUUUAUGCCCCAUGGUGUGGCCACUGCAAACAGUUUGCCUCAGAGUAUGAGAAAAUCGCUCAAGCUCUGAAGGAGAAUGACCCUCCGAUUCAUGUCGCCAAAGUGGACGCAACAGUAGCCAAUGAAAUCGCGACCAAGUUCGAAGUGUCGGGCUAUCCCACCUUCAAGAUCAUGAAGAACGGGGAAGCUGUGGACUACGAUGGAGAGAGGACAGAGAAGGCUAUUGUGGGUCGGGUGAAAGAGGUGGCGCAGCCAGAUUGGAAACCCCCCCCUGAGGCGACGCUGGUUCUCACCAAGGACAACUUUGAUGAGAUUGUGAACAAUGCAGACAUCAUCCUGGUGGAGUUCUACGCCCCAUGGUCAGUCAGUAGACAAUCUUUGAUAAAAUACAAAUUGUUUAAUGCCACUGUUGUCAAUUUUGUUUCUCAAAAGUGA